AUUUGUGUAUGUUAUUCUGAUUAGAUUGUUUUAGGUUGUGUAUACGAACUUGUGCUUGUUUUUCUGCAUAUUAAUCAGUAGUGUUUUAUUGUUCAAACAAGUUAUCGAUGACAUAUCGAUAGGUUAUCGAUAUAAUGUCGACAAGAUUGAAAGUUGUUUGACCAUUAGAAUUGUCUGUUGUUAGUGUAUGUCGAUAGGAUAUCGUUGGUGUAUCGAUAGGAUGUCGACCUUUUUUGGAAUAAAAGUGCAGGUCUAUAAUGUCGAUAGCAUAUCGACCUUAUGUCGAUAUCUUGUCGACCAGUUGAUUGAAUUGUUAUGUAGUUGAUAUAUGUUUGAUAAUGUCGAUCGCAUGUCGACAUGAUGUCGACCUUAUGUCGACGAUUUUUGUUUACUGCAAAUAUAGUCCAGGUUUCUUUGUAUGUCGACAGGAUGUCGACAGUUUGUCGAUAUGCUGUCGACAAAGUUAUUUUGUUACUGCUUUUGUGAUAAUGUCGACAACAUGUCGACAGUAUAUCGACAGUUUGCCGACCAAAUUAUUUGUUUACUAACUGUUUGGUAAUGUCGACUGAAUAUCGACAUGAUGUCGAUGUUAUGUCGACCAUUUUUUAAUUUUUUUGGCAGUUAUAUUGAUUUGUUUUUUGUUUUUUCAGAUGGCUCCCAGACUCAUUAUUCCAGCACCCGAGCAUUUUACUGGCCGCGUCACAUAUAGAGGCACUGGAAUUUUUGCAAAAAUCAAAGCUCGGUUUGAGGAGUUCAACCUUAAUAACACGGCGAAGGAAAGCCGUUUCGGGAGCUUCUGGAAUGCCGUACCCUUGACAUUCUCCUCGGUGUUAUUUCACCAGCUGAUGCUCCACAAAAUGAAAGUGGAUGCUCAGGAGGAGUUGAGGAUGCGGUUUUACGUUGGUCGGAAGGAGGUCAGAUUCGGGGUGCUGGAGUUUGCACUCAUUACUGGCCUGGACUUCUCCUCGGGGCCAACAGAAGAGGAGAAGGCUGCGCAGGUCGCGCGCUCGGGGUCAGACCGAUUGAUCAACAAAUAUUUCAACCGGUCUGAUAGUGUGAAGACAGAAGCACUCCAAGAUAGGUUCACAAACUGUCAGAACCCGGAAGACUUGUACAAGCUCGGCUUGUGCUUGUUUGUGGAGUCAGUGCUUCUGGGCCGCGAGGCAAACGCGCUGAUUACGCCUCACAUACUUAGAUAUGUGGAAGACCUCGAGUUCUUCUUCCGGAUUCCUUGGGGGAAGCACUCAUUCGCCAGACUCAUGCACUCGCUUCAAAAAGGCAUGUUGAAACAGAAGGCCAACUACGAGAAGAAGCUGAGUUCGGAUGUUCAGCACGGGUGCAAAUACACAGCAUAUGGCUUCGCACUUGCAGUACAAUAUUGGGCGUACGAGGCCAUUUUGGAGGUUGGGAAGAGGUAUGGCACGAACCACAGGAUUCGGUUCCCCAGGAUGCUUAGCUGGACGAGCAAAGGCGAUAUUGGGAAGAAAGACGUCAGCGCAUUAUUUUCUAGACGGAAUCUUGAAGUGGUGAAGGGGCUACUUCCACGGACAGAGGAGGAGGCAUUUGUGAGGACCAUAUCUUACGAUGGUGUGGAGAACCUGGUUGAUGAUGGUGUGGAUGACACAGAGGCUGAGGCAGGUAGUCAGGUACCAGAGACUCAGGUCCCAGACACUCAGGAAACAGACACUCAGGCCACUGGUUCAGAACCUCAGCCCAGUGCACCAUCUUCAUCAGGCGUUCGGGGUGCCGAGUACACUGAUUUAGUGGCGAGGUUGGAUAGGAUCGAGGCUGACACUCAGGGUCUGUAUGCUGCUCAUGUCGAGCUGAAGAAGGCAUACGAGACCAGCCAUGUAGAGCUGAAGGGUGGUCAGAACGUAAUUAUGGAGCAGCUCAGAGACAUAUUGGCCAUGUUGAAUCGUCCGCCAACGACAGCUUCAGCACCGGAGGCCCCAGCAGAUCCAUCUACCCCACCACCAGCUGCUUCACCCCCAGUAGAAGAGGAGGAGGUCUUCCCCGACGACUACGAUCCUUAUGAGGGAACUCCAGCGACUCCGAUCGAGGCACAACCUGUUAUCCAUGUACAUGACACCGAGUCGCAGGGUGAGAUUCUGUCGAUAGAGGCACCACCUGUAGUGGUUAAGAGUCGGAAGAGGAAGAGAAAGCCUCCUGUAUGGUUCGGUGACUAUACGGAGAUGAAGAGGAGACAUAGGCCAUCUUCGACUUUUGAUCCCCUGGAGCCACCGGAUGAGAAAUUGUUAAUUACUUUCCGAAAGUGGUGUGUUGGACUCAUUCCGAACCACCGACUUCGGGAUUUGAGAAGUGGUGAUUACGGUCCAGGAUUCUUUUGGAUAAUGCUCACACCAAAGGAAUGGCUUACAGAUGACCAUAUAGAUGCAGCAAUGCAUAUGCUGAGGAGGCGACGCACCGACUAUCCACUGACAUUUCCUCAGAAGGGUGUCAUUCUCUCCACAUUCGUGACCAGCAUGAUCAGCAGUGCAUGGACGAGCCACAAGGGUUCGAGGAGAAACUUUGUGUGGGAGGAUUAUGUAAUAUCCCGAUAAGCCUAAUGGUAAAUAAUUCGAGUUUAUAUUUAUACUAUGGGUUAAUCAGGUAAUUAUUGGGAUUAUGAUCUUACUAAUCUAUUUCAGUAUAAAAUUUAAAUUUUGCUAUAAGUGAGUAAAUAAUUGUAAUUUGUUAAUUACAGAGAUUUAUAUAGCAUGUGUGAAUGUAAUAUGAGCUAUAUGUGGAAUAAAAAUAUUUUCAGGUUGGGCGACCCUGGAGACUCAAUAAGUGGAUAUAUAAGCGUAAUUUAUUAAUUACGGGGAUUUAUUUGAAAUACGUGGAUACAAUAUGAGUCAUUUGUGAAAUAAAAAUAUUUUCAAGUUUGGCGACCCAGGAGACCUGAUUGGAGGUCAAAAAUGUCACAACAGUUUUAGUUAGAAAUAUUGAUAAGAUUAUUGGGAUAAGUUGAUUUUAGAAAUAUCGGGGUAUUUUAGAGUACUCGAAGUUGGCCAAAUACCUUAGAAAUAGAAAUUUCUUAGUGGCUAAGAAAUAAUAGAUAACUAUUAAUAAUAAAGU
Cannabis sativa is the source of this 3078-nucleotide messenger RNA. RefSeq lists its product as uncharacterized. The transcript has 4 exons. The record is from RefSeq and is a predicted model, not a curated record. The coding region runs from base 651 to 2561 and encodes 636 amino acids. Lineage: Eukaryota; Viridiplantae; Streptophyta; Magnoliopsida; Rosales; Cannabaceae.